GCAAAUACCGCGCGUGGCAGCUUGUACCUGUACCGAAAAUACCCUAAAUUACCGCCAAAACCCGGUCGAACGCGCCGUCGCAUGGAUCAACCCCACCACCCCGCUAUCGCAAUACGUCCACCCCAUUUCGAUUUUACUCAUCUCUUAAAUACCCUCCCAACCGCGACCUCCUGCUUCCUCCUCCGUUUGUCCUUCUCUCGGUUUUUCCCUCGUUUUGUUGCCCAUCUUCUCGCAAAAGAUUCCUGCUGAUAGGUACCAUUGCCCAUCAUGGCGACAAUCGUGCUGGGCGUCCAAUGGGGAGACGAGGGGAAAGGCAAGCUUUGCGAUAUCCUCAGCUCCGAAGUCCAGAUUUGCGCCAGGGCUACCGGUGGUAGGAACUGCGGUCACACCGUCGUCACCAAUGGUGUGUCCUACGAUUUUCAUAUGUUACCCUCCGGGCUACUCCAUCCGGAGACCACCAACCUGAUCGGUCCCGGUGUCGUGCUACACGUGCCCACCUUCUUCUCGGAGCUUGCCGACGUCGAGGCGAAGGGUGUUGUCAACCCUCAGCCACGACUGAAAGUAUCUACGCGCUGCGCGUUGAACCUCGACCUUCACACGGCUGCCGACCGCCUCCGGGAAGGACAGCUCGGCAGCAAGAACAUUGGCACGACCGGCCGAGGCAUCGGACCGUCUUACAGCUCCAAGGCCGAGAGGAGCAAUGUGCUGUUGGGCGACCUCCUCGACGACGAGGAAUUCGGAGACCGCAUCAGGGCGAUGGAGCGCGAUUACAAGUUGAGAUUCGGCGGCGAUCUAGGCGGUUAUGACGUCGAGAAGGAGAUCAAAGAGCUCGAGGCCUACCGCGAGAGGAUCCGGCCCUUCAGCGUGGACGACAUCGAAUUCCUUGAAGAGGCCCAGAACGAGGGGAAAAAGAUCAUGAUCGAAGGCGCCCAGUCGGCACUCCUCGACAACACGUACGGCACCUGGCCAUAUGUUACGUCGACCUCGACAACCUUCGGCGGCGUGAUGGCCGGACUGAACCUGAACCGCCGCAAAGUAGACACCGUCAUCGGCGUUCUCAAGGCCUACUGCACACGUGUCGGGUCCGGGCCGUUCCCCACCGAGGAUUUCGGCGAGAUCGGAAACAAGCUCCAGGAGAUAGGACACGAGUUCGGCGUCAGCACGGGACGGCGACGACGCUGCGGCUGGCUGGAUCUGGUCUCGGCGCAGUACUCGCACAAGGUCAACCACUACGACGCGCUGAACCUGACGAAGCUCGACGUCCUCGACACCUUCGAGGAGAUCCGGGUGGCCGUUGCCUACGAGCACCCCGACACCGGAGAGACCAUCAAGGGCUUCCCCGCGAGCGCGAAGCUCCUGUCGCGGGUCCAGGUCGUCUACAAGACCUUCAAGGGCUGGAACACGAAGACGACAUCGACGGCCAAGUACGAAGACCUCCCCGUCGAGGCGCGCGAAUACAUCGAGUUCAUCGAGGACUUCUUGGGCGUCAAGAUCGUAUGGGUCGGCUGCGGACCUAAGCGGGACGACAUCCUAGUUCGCUAACCACCUAACCUAACCUAACCUACCUCACACGUGCUUGCUUUCUGUUUACCUGCUUGCCUGUUUCUGCACCGUCUCGAGUGCGUGCGAGUGGCUAGAGACGGGUUAUGAUGCUUAUCCAUUAAUACCAAAUUUUGACUUCAGAAGGGGGUUGAUUCCUGACUGAGAGAGAGAGAGAGAGAGAGUUCUACUUUGCAAUGGAUCAGAUUCUGGUAGCAAGGCCUUAGAUCUAGAUCUGGCGACGGGUUUUUAGAUGGAUGAGAAAGGGGAUGGGGGUCAUGGCCGCUGGUGGCGGGUAGACAAAAAAGAGGGAAGAAAAAAAAUAACGCUAUUACGAGCUCGCUCAGUAGGUAGGUUACGUGACGCGGCCACGAUUACGACGGCCCCGCGCCGUUUGUUGUUUAUCGCGCUAAGGUAGAGGUAGCCACGGCGAAACCGAGAAGAGACAGACUAUUAACCCAACCCGC
Molecule: messenger RNA, 2006 nt
Organism: Durotheca rogersii
Lineage: Eukaryota; Fungi; Ascomycota; Sordariomycetes; Xylariales; Xylariaceae
Product: Adenylosuccinate synthetase
Exons: 6
Coding region: 268-1542 (424 amino acids)
Biological process (GO): 'de novo' AMP biosynthetic process; IMP metabolic process
Cellular component (GO): cytoplasm
Molecular function (GO): adenylosuccinate synthase activity; GTP binding
Source: RefSeq, a predicted model, not a curated record